AUGGCUCCAGGAUCAUCAGGAGUUGUGGGCAAGUUGGCCGCCAUGGGGUUUGCAGAAGAUGCCUUUGCUGGUGCGAUUACCAGCGGUGAGGUGGCGCACAAUGCGCUGCUUCACAGGCAGGGCGACUUCUGGGAGAGACUUGGCAACAAAUGCAUACACUUGACCUGGGGCGAACGGGGUAGCAUCUCCUUGGAAGGCCUGGGGCUGCAGGUCGUUCGCAAUGUGGAGGAGGCGGAUUUUGUGCUGGCCCAUGGGACAGAGUCUUUAGGGGGUGGUGAUGGCGUGGAACCCACUCCCAUAUCACUAGAAGAGAUCAAAGAAAUCUUGGCAGUGGCCGCAGCAAAAGAUCUUCCGCUGCUGAUUGCCAACCCGGACGUUGUGACAGUCGAUGCCAGCUAUCUGCGCUUCAUGCCUGGCACAUUUGGCAAAUGGUACAAGGAGAUGGGUGGCAAGGCGUGCAUCCUCUUAGGGAAACCCGCUGCUGCAAUUUACCAGGCAGCAAUGCAAUUGCUGGACAUUGAUGAUCCAAAACAGCUUGUUGCCAUUGGCGACUCUCUUGAGCAUGACAUUGCAGGGGCUCAAGCUGUUGGAUGUGACUCUGUAUUUGUGGCUGGGGGCAUCCAUGCUGAGGAGCUCGGCCUGUCAGGCGACAGUGGAAAGGUUGAUCCAGAGAAACUUGACGCCCUCUGUCGACAAUUUGGUGCUUGGCCGACAUUUGUGAUCCCAUUUUUGCGAAAUUGA
This is a messenger RNA of Coccomyxa subellipsoidea C-169, 741 nucleotides long. RefSeq lists its product as hypothetical. Gene Ontology annotation, cellular component: chloroplast. The record is from RefSeq and is a predicted model, not a curated record. Gene Ontology annotation, molecular function: phosphatase activity. Lineage: Eukaryota; Viridiplantae; Chlorophyta; Trebouxiophyceae; Coccomyxaceae. The transcript has 4 exons. Bases 1 to 741 code for a protein of 246 amino acids.